GGGGGGAAGAAGACGUCGCCGUCGUGACGUCAUGACGUAUGAAAGUGCGUAGCGACGGUUCGUCAGUUUUCCCUCCUCGCCGACCAAGCUACCCGGCUAACGCCGAUGUUUAGCUGAAGACGCGCUCAUCGUUCACCUGUCCGCGCGCCUGCUGCUUCACCUGUGCGCGAGAGGAUACUUAACGGAGACCCGAACACGCAGAACAACGUCGUUACAGAGAAGACCUAUGCGGCCCUGCUAGCAGAGCAAGAUGUUCAACAAGUCAUUCGGUACUCCCUUCGGUGGAGGGACGGGGGGGUUCGGCACCUCGUCGACCUUUGGCCAACCAAGACCUGCAGACACGGCCUUUGGGGCGACGGGAGGCUUCGGGACGUCUGCGUUCGGGGCCACCGCCAACACCGGAGGGCUGUUCGGCCCCGCGCAGAAUAAACCUGGCGGUCUGUUUGGGUCCAGUACGUUCACCCAGCCGGCAGCGCCCGCCACCAACACCGGCUUUGGUUUUGGAGCGGCGACCGGCACCGCGACCAGCUUGUUUGGGAACACCGGAACAGGCGCCAGCAGCGGCCUCUUCUCCCAGCCGAGCAAUGCUUUCGGAGCCCAGAAACCCACCACGUUUGGAAAAGUCUCCCUCCCAUCGUGUCCUCCAGGCUUUGGGACGAGCACCACCAGCGGCGGGCUGUUUGGGUCCACCAACACCGCCUCCAACCCUUUCGGUGGAGGCGGUGUCGCCUCCCUGUUUGGCGGCUCGGGGUUCACCGCCGCACAGCAGCAGCCGGGAACGACCGUAAAAUUCAACCCUCCAACAGGAACUGACACCAUGGUGAAAGGAGGCGUGACCACCAGCAUCAACACCAAGCACCAGUGCAUCACGGCCAUGAAGGAGUACGAGAACAAAUCCCUGGAGGAGUUGAGGCUGGAGGACUACCAGGCCGGCAGGAAGGGCCCGACCAACCCGAUGGCGGCGCCGACGGGCAGUCUGUUUGGCGCCGCGGCGGCGCCGCCCACCGCCGCCACCGGCCUGUUCGGCGCCGCGGCGCCCAACACCAACUUCUCCUUCGGGCAGAACAAGACCACCUUUGGAGCAGCGCCGGCCGCCGGCGGUUUCGGCGCGGCGGCCGGCGGCCUGUUCGGCCAGCCGGCCGCCCAACCGGCCAGCAGCCUCUUCAAACCCUUCGGUCAGACCACCACCGCGCCGAGCACCGGCUUCUCCUUCGGCAACACCAACACCAUGGGCCAGGCCAACACCAGCACCAUGGGUCUGUUCGGGAACACGGCGGCGCCUCAAGCGGGCGGCCUGUUCGGCGCGGCGCAGCCCAGCACCGCCGCCGGCUUCGGGGCGGCCACCGGGCUGUUUGGACAAACCAACGCAGGGUUUGGAAACGUCGGCGCGCAGCAGAGUCUGUUCGGCAACAAGGCCGCCGGGUUCGGCACCACCACCACCAGCGCCGCCCCGUCCUUCGGCACCGGCACCGGGCUCUUCGGCAACAAGCCCGCCCUCACGCUGGGGGCCGGCGCCAACACCUCCACCUUCGGUUUCGGCGCCAACCCGGCCGCCGGGAGUCUGUUUGGAACCAAGCCGGCCGCCGGAGGCCUCGGGACGGCACUGGGAACCAGCUUCGGAGCAGCAGUGGGAACAGGACAGGCGUCUCUGUUUGGGAACAACCAGAGCAAACUGGGCGCCACACUGGGAACGAUGGGAACCUUCGGCGCAACCGCAUUCAACACCGGAGCCAGCACCCUCGGCUUUGGAGCUCCACAGCAGCCAAUCGCGCUCACGGACCCCAGUGGGAUGGCCUCCCAGCAGGCUUUGCUCCAGCAGCAGCUCAGCGUCUUGGCGUACUCUCCGUACGGAGAAUCUCCGCUGUUCAGGAACCCGCUGACGGACCCCAAGAAGAAGGAGGAGCGCCUGAAGCCGACCAAUCCGACGGCCCAGAAGGCUCUGACCACGCCCACCCACUACAAGCUGACCCCCCGCCCGGCCACCAGGGUCCGCCCCAAGGCGCUGUCGGCGUCGGCCUCCAAGUCGCAGCUCUUCGACGGCCUCGACGACGACGAGCCCUCGCUCACCAACGGAGCCUUCGUACCCAGGAAGAGCAUCAAGAAACUGGUGCUGAAGAACCUGAACAGCAGUCAGUACAACAGUCCAAUCAACAAAGAGACGGACGACCUCGCUUCCCCUCCAGAGUACCCGCAGAACGGACACAGUCACAUGGAGGAGGAGGAGCGGCUGCCGGGUCCCAGCGGCCGGGUGGACGACGACCCCGAGGUCACCCAGUUCUACGUCAACCCCAUCGCUAAGCCCGUCCCACAGGGCCGCGUCCAGGCCAGCCUGCAGGACACCAUCAGCGACCUCAACAUGCACAAGCCGGCCAGGAAUGGAGGCCUGGAGCUGAGCAGCGAGGACAUGAUGGCGUCUCCUGGGGAUGAGUCUCUGCAGGAGGACCAAGAAGAGGAGGAGGAGGAGGAGCAGCAGGAGAUCCAGCAGUCUCCUCACCCGGCAGGCAUCGUUCUGAACCGCGUGGGUUACUACACCAUCCCCUCCCUGGACGACCUCUCCGAGAUGGUGGAUGAAAACGGAGCGUGCGUGGUGGACAACUUCACCGUCGGCAGGAAAGGCUACGGCUCCAUCUUCUUCCCCGGCGAGGUGAGCGUGACGGCGCUGAACAUCGACGAGAUCGUGCACUUCAGACGCAAAGAGGUCAUCGUGUACCCGGACGACAAAAACAAGCCUCUGGAGGGGGAGGGGCUGAACAGGCGAGCCGAGGUGACUCUGGACGGCGUUUGGCCGAACGACAAGACGGCGUGCACGCAGAUCCGGAGCCCCGAGCGCCUGACGGAGAUGAACUACGAGGGUCGGCUGGAGAAAGCCUCUCGCAAGCAGGGCGCUCGCUUCCUGGAGUACAGAGCGGAGACCGGAUCCUGGGUGUUCGAGGUGGCACAUUUCUCCAAGUAUGGCCUCCAGGACUCUGACGAGGAGGAGGACGUCCCCCUCAAAGCCGACCCCAAGAAGCUGAAGACGAUGUCGUCGCUCCCCGCCAGGCUGCAGCUCCCCCCCUCCCAGCAGCAGGUGGCGCCACAGGCUCAGCCUGAUGCCGUGGAGCUACCGGGCGGCGUGGCCGAGCUGGAUAGCGACAUGGCCGACAUCACCCAGAGCUUCCCGACAGAGAGCAUGCUGGGAGGAGGAGACGACGACGACCUCCCGGCGUGCGACCUGGACUGGACGAACGGGAAGCUCGGCGGUCUGAUCCCCGCGGAGAACGACGGCGUCUCCGCGUCCGGCCGCAUGGCGUCCUCGCUGGGCAUCAACCCGCACACCCUCCAGAUCAUGAAGGCGUCGCUGUUCGCCGAGGAUGAGGAGGAGAGCGACAUGAUUCAGGAUCAGCGAGUGAUGAAGGUCGACGUCUCGUCCCCUCGCAUCGUCGUGCCGGGAGCUCAGAGCCGACCCUCCGUCGGUGGGCUCCUUCAGGCCCGGUUCACCUCCGGCCUCUUCUCCCAGCUGUCGGACUCUCCUCGUCCUCCUCCUCUUCCUCGGGGGUCUCCGGGGCCCCCCUCCUUCCUGCUGCCCCCCCGCACCCCGGAGCUCUCGGUCCGGACGGUCGGCGUCCGGCGGCUGGGCGGCCCGGUGGCCCUCAAAGAGUCGGUCACCAUGGGGAAGGGCGGCCUGCUCAUGGACGCCGGGCUGUUCGCGGGCCGGUCCUUCCGGGUCGGUUGGGGUCCCGGCUGGACGCUGGCUCACUGCGGCCAGCGGCUCGGCUCGCCGGCGGCCAAACGCCCCGACCGCCACGAACGCACCAUAACAGACUUCAGCUUCCUGCCGAAACCCGCCAGGAGCAAACCGCUGAUCGAGAGCCCCUACAAGGUGGUGCUGGAGCAGCUGGCGGGUCUGGAUCCUCCCGUGAAGACCGGCGAGGAGCAGCAGAGCCAGGCGGUGCUGCAGCGCCCCCUGGAGAUCUGCCUGAAGCACUGCACCGUGGACACCAGCGACGCCUCCGCCUGCCCGCUGGUGCGCCCGCAGCCCGGCGUGGCGGCGCUGCACGAGUACGCCGAGUGGAUCGUGGAGCUGAGCGGCGAGCGAGGCGACGCCGACCCCCUCCUGGGCUACUGGUCCGAGGUCUGGACCCUGUGCGAGGCCCUGUGGGGCCGGAUGGGCCCCGCCCACCUGGAGCCCGACGCCGAGCCGCCCGGCGCCUACGAGCAGCAGCUGGAGAGGAGGCGGACCUUCUCGGCCUGGCUGUCCCGCGGCGCGGCGCGCCGGGUGGAGGAGGAGGUGGCGCUGGCCACGAAGGGCCGGCACGCGGACGCCGUCUUCAGCUACCUGACGGGGAACCGCGUCAGCGAGGCGUGUCGCCUGGCGCAGAAGGAAGGAGACCACCGUCUGUCCCUGCUGCUGUCUCAGGCCGCCGGAUCGCAGUACUGCCGGGACCUGCUGGCCCUGCAGCUCACGGACUGGAACCGCAUGCAGACCGACAGCUACCUGCCCGAGGAGCGGCUGCGCAUCUUCACGCUGCUCUCCGGGAAACCCGUGUGGCAGUCGUCCGACUCCGUGGUGAACGUCUGCUCCGAGCUGGACUGGAAGCGCUGCGUGGCCGUCCACCUCUGGUUCAUGCUGCCGCCGACGGCCUCCGUGGCCGACGCCCUCGCCAGAUAUGAAGCCGCCUUCCAGGGCUCAUGUGAGGGGGGCAAGUACGCCUGCGCCCCCCUGCCCGCGUACCUGGAGGCGGAGCAGGCGGACAUGAUGGAGGAGGAGGAGGAGGAGGCGGAGUCUAAACGUCCGCUGCACGACCUCUGCUUCCACCUGCUCAAACUCUACAGUGACAGACACUACAGCCUGCAGCAGCUGCUCGACCCGCUGGCCGUCACCUGGCAGCGGCUGGACUACCGGCUCAGUUGGCACCUGUGGGGCGUCUUGCAGGCGCUGCACUACGGCCACCUGAGCGCCGCGCGGCAGGGCCUCCUGCACACCAGCUACGCCGCGCAGCUGGAGAGCGCCGGCCUCUGGCACAUGGCCGUCUUCAUCCUGCUGCACAUCGCCGACCACACUCAGCGCGAGCGAGCGGUGAGGGAGAUGCUGACCCUUCACUGCCGCCUGCAGGAGACGGACGAGUCUCUGCGGAGGGAGCGCUUCCUGACCGAGAGGCUGCUGAUCCCGGAUCAGUGGCUCCACGAGGCCAAGGCCACCAGAGCGCGCCGCGAUGCCGACCGCCACGGGGAGGCGUGGCACCUGUACCGGGCCGGGCACUGGAGCCAGUGUCACCGGCUGCUCAUUCAGCACCUGGCCUCAGAUUGCAUCAUCAACGACAACCACGACUACCUGCUGGAGUUCCUGGAGGAGCUGGCGGUCCCUGAACACAGCGCCACCAUCCAGGACUGGGACACGGCGGGGAGGGUUUACCUGGACUACAUCCGGGUCAUCAAGACUCUGCAGGACAUCCAGCAGGUGGAGAGCUCCGGCUACGAGUUGGAGCGCCUCUACGCUGACGUCACGUCUCUCUGCAGCAGAAUCGAGCUGCUGCCCUGCAGCUCCGCCCGGGACCGGCUCGCCCAAUCAGAGAUGGCGAAGCGCGUGGCCAACAUCCUGCGCGUGGUGCUCCGGCUGCAGGCGGGCGACUCGGCCUCCGACUCGCUCGUCCUGCUGGCGCCGCACAUCAGCCGCCUGCCGAUGCCGGAGGACUACACGCUGGAGGAGCUGCGCGGCCUCACGCAGGCGUACCUGCGGCAGCUCAUCGUCGGCCAAUGAGAGCGCGGCGCCUCAAACCCGCCGGCCGCUCGACCGUCACGGAAAUCUGGGGAGAAAAAUAAACCAAAAUGGGAGCCGAGUCGUCGGUUUCCGAGCAGAGAAACGAGUCCGGCGGCUCGAUUCUGGACUUUGAUCCCAAGAAAGAAAAAAAACAUUCCUUUUUAAAAAGAAGAGAAAAACAUCUCUCGGUCGAACUGGUGACAACCGGUCGUCUACUGGUUUCCAUUUAGUCUGUUUGAACUGCAUCGCGUCCUCGUUUAUUCCUGUGAACCAACAACAACAACAACAACAAGGCGAAAAGUCGCCUUAUUCUUUGAGUUCAGCUUUUAUAAACGAUUUUAAUGCCGAGCAGAAAUAAAUGGAAACCAGCAUCAAAGACUUUCCCUCUUGAACAGUUUGUUUUUGUUUGUUUUCCCGUUGGAGUGGCGUCUUCGCAACGGCGCCGCAUGUGAGCCUUGAGUACUCGUUUGACCUCUGACCCCAAAGAAAGCGCCGCGUCAUCGAUUUAG
Messenger RNA from Cyclopterus lumpus (lumpfish), 6246 nucleotides. RefSeq names its product nucleoporin 98 and 96 precursor (gene nup98). The record is from RefSeq and is a predicted model, not a curated record. Lineage: Eukaryota; Metazoa; Chordata; Actinopteri; Perciformes; Cyclopteridae. Gene Ontology annotation, biological process: post-transcriptional tethering of RNA polymerase II gene DNA at nuclear periphery; protein import into nucleus; RNA export from nucleus. The coding region runs from base 251 to 5737 and encodes 1828 amino acids. Gene Ontology annotation, cellular component: nuclear pore cytoplasmic filaments; nuclear pore. The transcript is spliced from 34 exons. Gene Ontology annotation, molecular function: structural constituent of nuclear pore.